Messenger RNA from Acanthosepion pharaonis, 1116 nucleotides. NCBI's taxonomy places the organism in Eukaryota, Metazoa, Mollusca, Cephalopoda, Sepiida, Sepiidae. The record is from the annotation of a GenBank genome assembly.
AUGGUCAACGAGAUUCCCACCCGGGCAACGCAUGCGUUGACAUCCGAUACAGACUCGAUGGUAGACUUUUCAACCUCGUCCGACUUCGUUCUCGAACAAAUAACCUGCGUGCGAGAAUUUCAGUAUGCCGAUGACGAUGCAACUGCGGAUCAGACUGCCAUUAACCCCCAGAGAUGCACAGACCUGUAUAACGAGGCCUACAAACACUUCGGGAUGCAGAUAAAUGUCAAAGACGAAGAUCUUCAUUCAGCCGGCUCCCGCACAAGCAACACUGGACGUCAGCAUCAACAUAGACAGACCACCGGUAGAAGUCGUCGACUUGGCAGCAUCAUUUCGAAUAAUGUCUCCUGCGGAACAGACAUUGACAAAAGGAUCAAAUCAACUCAUACUGCAUACGUAACAUUCUACCGGGUCUUCAACAAUCACGGCCUCACCAUGAGAACAAAAAUCAUGGCCUUACGGGCUGUGAUCCUCUCCAUUCUUCUGUACGUUUGUGAGACACGUCAUUCUAUUUUCCUUUAUCUUUCUUUCUUUGUCAUUAUAUUUUCUUUCUUUCUUUCUUUCUUUCUUUCUUUCUUUCUUUCUUUCUUUCUUUCUUUCUUUCUCAUGAUAUUUUCUUUCAUUCAUUCUUUCUUUCUUUCUUUCUUUCUUUCUCAUUAUAUUUUCUUUCUUUCUUUCUUUCUUUGUCAUUAUAUUUUCUUUCUUUCAUUCUUUCUUUCUUUCUUUCUUUGUCAUUAUAUUUUCUUUCUUUCUUUCUUUCUUUCUUUCUUAUUAUAUUUUCUUUCUUUCAUUCUUUCUUUCUUUCUUUCUUUGUCAUUAUAUUUUCUUUCUUUCUUUCUUAUUAUAUUUUCUUUCUUUCUUUCUUUCUUUCUCAUUAUAUUUUCUUUCUUUCAUUCUUUCUUUCUUUCUUUCUUUCUUUCUCAUUAUAUUUUCUUUCUUUCAUUCUUUCUUUCUUUCUUUCUUUCUCGUUAUAUUUUCUUUCUUUCUUUCUUUCUUUCUUUCUUUCUCAUUAUAUUUUCUUUCUUUCUUUCUUUAUUUCUUUCUUUCUUAAUCAUUAUAUUUUCUUUCUUUUUUAGUCAUUUCCUUUUCUCUCUAUCUUCCUUCUUUGUCAUUUGA